This is a messenger RNA of Chrysochloris asiatica (Cape golden mole), 10257 nucleotides long. It is a transcript of the gene ASPM, whose product is annotated as asp (abnormal spindle) homolog, microcephaly associated (Drosophila). The record is from RefSeq and is a predicted model, not a curated record. Bases 1 to 10257 code for a protein of 3418 amino acids. The transcript is spliced from 28 exons. NCBI's taxonomy places the organism in Eukaryota, Metazoa, Chordata, Mammalia, Afrosoricida, Chrysochloridae. Gene Ontology annotation, molecular function: protein binding.
AUGGCGACCCGGCGUGCGGGGCGAAGCUGCUGGGAGUUGAGCCCCGUGGGGCAGAGGACGUCUGCCGGGCUGUGCGGUCCCGGGGCCGGAAAAGAUGCAGCCUCCCCGCCUGUCCUGUCGCUCAGCCACUUCUGCAAGCCACCGUUCCUCUGCUUCGGGGAUGUUCGCCUGGGAACCUCUCGGACACUAUCUCUGGCCAUAGACAAUCCCAACGAGGAGGUGGCGGAAGUGGAGAUAUGCCGUUUCCCGGCAGCGGACCAGGGCUUCAGCGUGUCGCAACGCAGUUUCCUGCUGCAGCCUAAAGAAAAAAUUGAGAUUUCUAUUAACUGGACACCAUUCAAAGAAGGCCGAGUAAGAGAGAUUGUGAUAUUUCUUGUAAAUGAUAUUCUGAAACACCAAGCUAUAUUGCUAGGAAACGCAGAAGAGCGGAAAAAGAAAAAGAGGAGUCUUUGGGAUACCAUUAAUAAGAAGACUGUUUCAACCUCUUCGAGUCAUAACAAAAGGACUUCAAGUAGUCAAAAUGUUAAUAAAACAUUUAAUGUUUCACAGAAAGUUGACAUAGUUAGGAGCCCACUACAAGCUUGUGAAAAUUUGGCUGUGACUGAAGUCUGUUCCCCAACAGAGAAUAAUUCUUUAAUCCUUGAAGAAAAUAGAAUACCCUUAUCACCUAUUAGCCCCUCUUUGAAAGAAUGCUAUAGUGAGACUUGUUUGUCACUUUCUAUACGUCAAUCCUAUUCAUCUUUUCAUGCAUCUGAAAAUGUGGAAUUGUUGAAAGUAGAAGGCUCCCCCAUUUCAAAAGAUGUAAAUUUUAAUGAACAAAUCAUAACUGAAACAUCUUUCAACUCCAUAAAAAAUACUAAUGGCCAAAGUGAAGAAAAUAAUAGACUUAUUCUUAUCCCAAACUGUUCAACUUUACAAAGCAAUGGAAAUUUUCUAAGUCCAGACUCCUUUAUACGUAAUAGCCAAAUAGCUAAUAACAAAGUGGAAGUAAUCACAUGUCUUUCAUCUGAUAAAUUUAUGAAAGAAAAUUCAAAGCCUAUGCAUUUGGAAUCAAAAACUGUACAUGAAAUUUAUCAAACUAUUUUAAGUCCAGAUUCCUUUGUAAAUGAUAAUUAUGGACUAAAUCAGGAUCUAGAAUCAGAGUUAAUUAAACCCAUUCUAUCACCAAAUCAGUUUGUAAAAGAUAACGUAAAAUGUAUAUGCACAUCUCAGCAAACAUGUAAUAAAUUAUCACCAUUAUUGAAUGAAAGUUUUCAAGCCUCAAGACCUCAAGUUUGGAUAGAAAAUAAAGUUUUGCCAUGUACUCAUGGAUAUCAGAAUUCAAAGUCUCCCCAAACUACUUUUGAACAACCCAGAGCUGCAGAAGUGAAGUCAAGUUGCUACAGAUUUACGAAACAAUAUCAUCCUAAAUUUUCUGCUAUUAAAGACUAUAGUUGCAAAUAUAAUAAACAAGCUAAGGGACGUCCAAUACUUUCCACCACUGUUACUAAAAAGAAGUCCCACUGUGCUAGAGGAAAACAGACGGAAAGUAAUACACCAAAGGCAAAACGCUGUCUUGACAGUGUAGUAGGUGAACUUAAAGAAGUCAUGGUAGAUGCUCAGAAAGAGAAAGACUCUUUUAGUUCAUACCUUCCAAUUAUAGAUCCAAUUAUAAAUAAGUGUGAAAAUCACAAAAACGAAUUAGCUCCAUCUUCCUCAACGACAGCUUUAGUGACUCGUAAAAGAAAGAGUGCUGGAAAUACAGAAAAUGCAAAUGUGAGAGGUGCUGUUAUAGAACAUACUGAAGUUCAAGAUAUCAAAAGAAUCCACUUUUCUCCGGUGGAAUUCAAAACAUCAACUGCGAAAAAAACCAAGAGAGUCAUCACAUCAAAACAUAUUAGUAACAAAGCAAAAGUAAAUGUGAGGAAGAAAGCAGAUUUAUUGCUACAGAGAACUCCUGUUUCUAAAGUAAGCAUGAGGACUAAAUCUUUUGUUCCUGUGGCGCAGUCCAGUUUGACCUUUAUAAAAGCAUUAAAAACAGAUAUUCCUAGACACCCAAUGCCAUUUGCUGCAAAAAACAUGUUUUAUGAUGAACGUUGGAAGGAAAAGCAGGAACUGGGCUUCACUUGGUGGCUUAAUUUUAUAUUAACUCCUGAUGACUUCACUGUAAAAACAAAUGUUUCUAAAGUAAAUGCUACUACUCUACUGUUGGGAAUGGAGAGUCAACAUAAACCAAGUGUUCCUAGAGCACCUACAAAAGAUGAAGUAUCUCUCAGAGCUUACACUAUUCGAUGCAGAUUGAAUAGAUUACGUCGUACAGCCUGCUGUUUAUUUACUUCUGAAAAGCUGGUUAAAGCUAUUAAAAACCUGGAAAUUGAAAUUGAAGCUAGACGGUUGAUUGUUCGCAAAGAUAGACAUCUCUGGAAGGAUGUGGGUGAACGACAGAAAGUACUAAAUUGGCUUUUAUCAUAUAAUCCUUUGUGGCUACGAAUUGGCUUAGAGACAGUUUUUGGAGAACUCAUAUCUUUGGAAGACAAUAGUGAUGUCAUGGGGUUGGCUGUGUUUAUUUUGAAUCGCUUGCUUUGGAAUCCUGAUAUAGCAGCUGAAUAUAAGCAUCCCACUGUUCCACAUCUAUACAGAGAUGGUCUUGAAGAAGCUUUGUCUAAGUUUACAUUGAAAAAAUUAUUGUUGUUGGUCUAUUUUCUUGAUUAUGCUAAAAUCUCCAGACUUAUUGAUCAUGAUCCUUGCCUCUUCUGUAAAGAUGCUGAAUUCAAGGCCAGUAAAGAAAUUCUUUUGGCUUUUUCUCGAGACUUCCUAAGUGGCGAAGGUGACCUUUGUCGGCAUCUUAGCUUUUUGGGAUUACCUGUUAGCCAUGUUCAGACACCAUUUGAUGAAUUUGAUUUUGCUGUUACAAAUCUUGCUGUAGACUUACAGUGUGGGGUGCGUCUUGUGAGAACCAUGGAACUUCUCACACAAAACUGGAAUCUCUCAAAGAAACUCAGGAUUCCUGCAAUAAGCCGUCUUCAAAAGAUUCACAAUGUUGACAUUGUUUUUGAAAUUCUGCAAUCACGAGGAAUUCAACUAACUGAUGAACAAGGAAAAAAAAUCUUAUCUAAGGAUAUCGUGGAUAGGCACAGAGAAAAAACUCUUGCAUUGCUUUGGAAAAUAGCAUUUGCUUUUCAGGUGGAUAUAUCCCUUAAUUUAGAUCAAUUAAAGGAAGAAAUUGGCUUUUUAAGACAUACACAGAAAUUAAAGAAAGCAAUGUCUACACUAUCAUGUCAUUCUGAUACUGUCAUUAAUAAGAAAAACGAGAAGAGAAGGAGUGGCCCCUUUGACCAGUACAGUGAAAGCAUAAGACUGUUAAUGGACUGGGUAAAUGCUGUGUGCGCCUUUUAUAAUAAGAAAGUUGAGAAUUUUACAGUGUCUUUCUCAGAUGGCCGUGUGUUAUGCUACUUGAUCUACCACUACCACCCUUGCUAUGUGCCUUUUGAGGCUAUAUGUCAACGAACGACUCAAACUGUGGAAUGCACACAGACUGGUUCAGUAGUGUUAAAUUCAUCAUCUGAGUCUGAUUCUAGUUUUCUGGAUAUGUCUCCUAAAGCAUUUGAUCACGAAAAUACUUCUGAACUAUACAAAGAGCUCUUAGAAAAUGAAAAGAAAAAUUUUCAUUUGAUUAACUCUGCAGUGAGAGACCUUGGUGGAAUACCUGCCAUGAUUCAUCACUCAGACAUGUCAAAUACAAUUCCAGAUGAAAAAGUGGUUAUUACCUAUUUGUCAUUUCUUUGUGCAAGACUUUUGGAUCUUCGUAAAGAAAUAAGAGCUGCUCGACUUAUACAAACAACUUGGAGAAAAUAUAAAAUGAAAACAGAUCUAAAGCGUCAUGAGGAGAGAGACAAAGCUGCAAGAAUUAUUCAGUCAGCUAUAAUCAACUUCCUAGCUAAACGUCGAAUGAGAAAGGAAGUUAAUGCAGCACUGGUCAUUCAGAAAUAUUGGCGAAGAUUCUUUGCACAGAGAAAAUUGUUCAUGUUAAAAAAGGAAAAACUGGAAAAAAUUCAAAAUAAAGCAGCAUCUAUUAUUCAGGGUUAUUGGAGAAGAUACUCCACUAGAAAAAGAUUUCUGAAAUUGAAGUAUUAUUCAAUCAUCCUGCAAUCUAGGAUAAGAAUGAUAAUUGCUGUUGCUUCUUACAGACGGUAUCUAUGGGCUACAGUUGUAAUUCAGAGGCGUUGGCGUGCUUGUUUCAGGAGAAAACAAGAUCAACAAAGAUACCAACUGCUAAAGUCAUCCGUGCUUACAAUUCAGUCAGCGUUUAGAAGAUGGAAGCAACGCAAAAUGCCGUUACAAAUAAAAGCUGCGAUAAUUUUGCAAAGAGCUUUUAGAGAAUGGCAAGUGAAGAAACAAGUGAAAAAAGAAAAGUCUGCUAUUGUCAUUCAGUCAUGGUAUAGGAUGCACAAAGAGUUACGAAAUUACAUUCAUGUUAGAUGUAGUGUUAUUAUCAUUCAGAGAAGAUUUAGGUGCUUUCAAGCUCAAAAGUUAUAUAGGAGAAAGAAAGAGUCUAUUCUGACAAUCCAGAAAUACUACAAAGCAUAUGUGAAAGGAAAGCGUGAACGUACCCAGUAUUUGCAGAAACGUGCUGCUGCCAUUCGACUGCAGGCUGCUUUCAGGAGAAUGAAAGCUCGUAAUUUACGUAGGCAGAUUAGAGCUGCUUGUGUUUUUCAGUCCUACUGGAGAAUGAGACGGGAAAAAAUUCAAUUUCUAAACUUUAAGAAGAUUGUUAUCAAAUUACAGGCACACAUAAGAAAACAUCAACAACUACAGAAAUAUAAGAAGAUGAGAAAUGCCACCCUUAUAAUUCAAGUUCAUUUCCGAGCUUACAUUUCAGCCAGGAAAGUUCGAGAUACCUAUCAGAAAACACGUUCUGCUGUCAUUGUUCUACAGUCUGCAUGUAGAAGGAUGCAAGCUAGGAAAAAGUUCAUUCACAUCAUAACGUCUGUUACAAAGAUUCAAUCAUAUUAUCGGGCUUAUAUUGCUCGUAAAGAAUUUAUGAGUCUGAAAAAUGCAACAGUAAAGUUACAGUCAAUUGUCAAAAUGAAACAAGCACGCAAACAAUUUUUACGUUCUAGAGAAGCGGCUCUAUGUAUCCAGCAAUGGUACAGAUCUCAAAAAAUGGCUGCACUAAAGAGAAAAGAAUAUAUGCAGGUGCAGAAAUCUUGUAUCAAACUGCAAGCUUGUGUUAGAGGAUACCUGGUCAGAAAGCAGAUGAGGUUGCAAAGAAAGGCUGCUAUUUCACUACAGUCAUUUUUCAGAAUGAGAAAGAUGCGGCAGCACUAUCUGAAAAUACAUAAAGCAGCUGUUGUCAUUCAGAAUUACUAUCAUGCAAACAAAGCAGGAGUCAAUCAGAGGAAAAACUUUUUGCAAGUUAAAAGAGCAGCUAUCUGUUUGCAGGCAGCUUACAGAGGUUAUAAAGUACGCCAGCUAAUCAAACAACAAUCUAUAGCUGCUGUUAAAAUUCAAACUGCUUUUAGAGGCUAUAGUAAAAGAGUGAAAUAUCAGUCUGUGCUUCAGUCUACUAUCAAGAUUCAGAGAUGGUACAGGGCAUACAAGUCUGUUUAUGAUACAAGAAGCCAUUUUUUAAAGACGCAAACCACUGUGAUAUUUCUCCAGUCUGCUUACCGUGGGUGGAAAGUUCGGAAGCAGAUCAGAAGGGAACGUGAUGCUGCCGUGAAGAUUCAGUCUGCUUUUAGAAUGGCCAAGGCUCAGAAACAGUUUAGAUUGUUAAAAAGAUCAGCUUUAGUAAUCCAGCAACACUUGAGAGCAAGUACUAUAGGAAAGAAGCAGCGUAUGACAUACGUCAAACUCCGUCGUGCAGCACUGAUGCUUCAAGCCAUGUGGAAGGGAAAGAAACUGAGGAGACAGAUUCAAAGGCAGCACACAUGUGCAAUUAUCAUCCAGUCAUACUAUAGAAUGUAUGUGCAACAGAGGAAGUGGAGAGCCAUGCAAAGAGCUGCUCUUGUCAUUCAGAUGAAUUAUCGGGCUUAUAGUGUUGGACAGCAGCAGCGCCAUUUGUAUGUGAAAACAAAAGCAGCUGUAGUCAUUUUACAGUCAGCUUACCGAGGUGUAAGAGUGAGAAAAAAAGUAAGAGAGAGCAACAAAGCUGCAGUCACUAUACAAUCUAAAUAUAAAGCAUACAAAGCCAGAAAGAAAUAUGCCACCCAGAGAGCUUCAGCUAUUACUAUUCAGAGAUGGUAUCGAGACAUUAAGAUUGCAAAACAGCAACGUAGGGGAUAUCUUAAUUUAAAGAAGACAGUAAUUAUGAUGCAAGCUGUUUAUAGAGGCAUCAAAGUAAGAAGGCAUAUUCAGCACAUGCACAUGGCUGCCACUGUUAUUAAAGCUGUGUUUAAAAUGCAUCAGUCAAAAAUAAGAUACCAUACAAUGAGAACAGCAGCUAUUGUGAUUCAAGUAAAAUAUAGAGCAUACUAUCAUGGUAAAAUGCAGCGAGCUAAGUACUUGGCAAUUUUGAAAGCUGUUACUACUGUUCAGGCAAGGUUUAGAGGUUUAAGAGUCAGACAGGCUUUAGGAAGGAUGCAGAGUGCGGCAACACUCAUUCAGUCACACUAUAGAAGGUACAGGCAGCAAAAGUAUUUUACUAAACUAAAGAAGGUAACAAAAACAGUACAGCAAAGAUACCGGGCAGUAAAGGAAAGAAACAUACAAUUUCAAAGGUAUAACAAAUUGAGACAUUCAGUAAUAUGCAUUCAGGCUGUUUUUAGAGGAAUGAGAACUAGAAGACAUUUGAAAAAAAUGCAUUUAGCAGCAACCCUUAUUCAGAGGAGAUUUAGAACUUUAAUGGUGAGAAGAAGAUUCCUGUCUAUUAAGAAAACUGCUAUUUGGAUUCAGAGAAAAUACCAUGCAAAUGCUUGUGCAAGGCAUCGCUUACAACAAUCCCUACAGUUGGAAAAGGCAAUCAUUAAAAGCCAGUCACCAUACAGGAGACUGCUGGUAAUAAAAGAUAAGCACAGGGCUGCAGUUCUCAUCCAAGCUACUUUCAGAAUGCAUAGAGCACAUGUGAGAUACCAGGCUCUGAAAUGUGCCUCAAUUAUAACGCAGCAUCACUAUCGAGCAAACAAAGUUGGGAAACUGCAAAGAGAACAUUACCUAAAACAGAAGAGCUCGGCAGUGGUCAUUCAGGCUGCUUUUAGAGGUAUGAAAACCAGGAGACACUUGAAAGCUGUGCAUUCAGCCACUAUCACUAUCCAGUCAUCUUAUCGAAGGUUAAUGACAAAGAAAAAGAUACAAAGAACUGCAGUUCUCAUUCAGGCCACUUUCAGAAUGCACAGGGCUUAUAUAAGAUUUCAGAUUUAUAAACGUGCCACAAUUCUAAUUGAGCAGCAUUACCGAGCAUACAGAGCUACAAAAUUGCAAAGAGAAAACUGUAUCAGACAACAGCAAUCUGCUGUGGUCAUUCAGGCUGCUUGUGAGGGAAUGAAAGCACCACAGCUUUUAUGGGAAAAGCACAGAGCAGCUAUUGUAAUCCAAAGCACAUAUAGAAUGCACAGGCAGUAUAAUUUCUACCAAAAAGUUAAGUGGACUACGAAAGUAAUACAAGGAAGAUACAGAGCAAAUAAAAACAAACAGAGAGCUCAUCAACACUGUGCACUCAAGAAAGCAACAAGUUGUAUUCAGGAAGGUUUCCAGGGCAUGGACAUUCGGAAGCAAAUACAGAAAGAACAUCAGGCUGCCACUGUUGUGCAGAAGCACUUUAAAGCCUUCAGAGUAAGGAGGCAGUAUCUCCAGCUCAGAGCUGCAGUUAUUUUUGUUCAAAGAAGAUUCAGAGCACUAAUUGCAAUGCGAAAUCAUACCCAAACAGUUAUUUGUAUACAGUCUUACAGAGGCUUUAAGGGGCAAAGGGAUAUCCAACAAAAGCACCUGGCUGCCACACUAAUUCAGUCAUUCUACCGCAUGCACAAGGCCAGAGUUGUUUACCAAGCAAAGAAAGCUGCCACCAUUGUUAUACAGAAUUAUUAUAGGUCAUACGUCAGAAUGAAAAUGGAAAGAAAGAGAUUUCUAGCCAUACGGAAAUCUACUCAAACUAUUCAGGCUGCCUUUAGAGUCAUGAAAACUAGACAGAAAUUGAAAAACAUAGCUGAGCAAAAGAAGGCAGCCAUCAUCAUCCAAUCUGCAUUCCGCUGUUACAGAACUAAAACUCGGUAUAGAACUGUUCAAAGUGCAGCAGUUAGGAUUCAGACGUGGUACAAAGCCUCUCUACUUGCUCGUUCACAAAAAGCAGAGUACUGCUCCCAGAGAAAGGCUGCAGUGACUAUUCAAAAAGCUUUUCAUAAAAUGGUCACCAGAAAACUGGAAACGCAGAAGGGUGCUGCCCUACGAAUUCAGUCCUUCCUUCACAUGGCUCUGUAUCGGAGAAGAUUUGUUCAUCAGAAAAGAGCUGUUAUCACUUUACAGCAGUAUUUCCGGGUGUGGCAAACCAGAAAACAGUUUUUGUUGUAUAGAAAAGCAGCAGUAGUAUUACAAAAUCAUUACAGGGCAAAAUAUCAAAGAAGAGUUUAUUUACAAAUCAGAAGCAGUGUUAUCAUCAUCCAAGCUAGAGUGAAAGGAUUUCUACAGAGACAGAAGUUUCAGAGAAUUAAAGAUAGCAGCAUAAAAAUCCAGGCUAUGUGGAGGCGAUAUAAAGCCAGGAAAUCAUUACAUGAAAUGAAAGCUGCCUGCAAGAUUCAAGCCUGGUAUAGAUGUUGUAGAACACGUAAGGACUAUCUAGCUGUAUUACGAGCUGUUAAAAUCAUUCAGGAUUGCUUCUAUACCAAACUGGAGAGAACACGGUUUUUGAAUAUGAGAGCAUCAGCAGUUAUAAUUCAAAGAAGAUGGAGAGCUAUACUUUCUGGAAGAAUAGUUCAUGAGCACUUAUUGAGGAUAAAAAAACAUCAAGCUGCGUGUUUGAUCCAAGCACAUUUUAGAGGAUAUAAGGGAAGACAGGCCUUUCUUCAGCAGAAAUCUGCUGCCUUAAUCAUACAAAGGUACAUACGAGCAAGGAAGGCUGGGAAGUGUGAAAGGACAAAAUAUGUUGGAUUAAAAAAAGCUACAGUUUUCCUACAAGCAGUGAUCCGUGGGUGGUUAUUAAGAAAAAGAAGUUUAGAACACAAAGGCAGAAUCAGGCUUCUGCACUUCACAGCAGCUGCCUAUUUUCACCUGUCUGCUAUUAGAAUUCAAAGAGCUUAUAAAUGUCACAUCACUAUUAAAAAUGCUAAGAAGCAGAUCAAUUCAGUCAUCUGCAUUCAGAGGUGGUUUCGAGCAAGGUUACAGCAAAAGAUACUUAACCAGAAGUAUCAGAGCAUAAUAAAAAUUCAGCAUGAAGUUCAUGAAUGUUUAAGCCAACAAAAUAGAGCUGCAUUAGUAAUACAGAAAGCAGUACGUCGUUUUCUACUUCAUAAAAAACAGGAAAAGCUUAACUGUGGAAUCACUAAAGUUCAGGCAUUAUGGAGAGGCUAUUCUUGGAGGAAGAAAACUGAUUGUAAGAAAAUUAAAGCUAUACGACUAAGUCUUCAGAUGGUUAGCCGAGAGAUCCGAGAAGAAAAUAAGCUCUACAAAAGGACGGCACUUGCACUUCAUUAUCUUUUAACAUAUAAACACCUUUCAGCCAUUCUUGAGGCAUUAAAGCACUUAGAGGUAGUUACGAGAUUGUCUCCACUUUGUUGUGAGAACAUGGCCCAGAGCGGAGCAGUUUCUAAAAUAUUUGUUUUGAUCCGAAGUUGUAAUCGUAGUGUUCCUUGUAUGGAAGUCAUCAGAUAUGCUGUACAAGUCUUGCUUAAUGUAGCUAAGUAUGAGAAAACUACUUCAGCAGUGUAUGAUGUCGAAAAUUGUAUAGAUACACUACUGGAGCUUUUACAAAUGUACCGAGAAAAAGCUGGUGACAAAGUUGCAGACAAAUGUGGAAGCAUUUUUACUAAAACUUGUUGUUUGCUGGCUGUUUUACUGAAGACAACAAGUCGAGCCUCUGAUGUUCGAAGUAGACCCCAAGUUGUUGAUCGUAUUUAUCGUCUUUACAAACUUACAUCUCAAAAACAUAAAAUGAAUAAUGAAAGAAUACUUUAUAAACAAAAGAAAAACUCUUCUAUAAGUAUUCCCUUGAUUCCAGACACACCUGUUAGAACCAGAGUAGUUUCAAGACUUAAGCCAGAUUGGGUUUUAAGAAGAGAUAGCCUUGAAGAAAUAACUAAUCCUCUGCAAGCGAUUCAAAUGGUGAUGGAUACACUUGGCAUGCAUUAUUAG